GUUACACUUUGGUUCAGUAGCACCUUACCAUAACUUAUUCUUUCUUCCAAAAAAACAAACGCAAAACGAUUCUCCCAAUUUUCUGAACAAAUAUGGCGACUCAGAUCGAGCCUGCGAAGAUAAGGUGGGGAGAAUUGGAGGAAGAUGACGGUGAAGAUCUCGAUUUCCUUUUACCGCCGCGUCAGGUGAUAGGACCUGACGAAAACGGAAUCAAGAGAAUAAUUGAGUAUAAGUUCGAUGAUGAUGGUAACAAGGUUAAGAUUACAACAACCACUCGCACUCGCAAACUCGCUAACGCGCGUCUCAGUAAACGCGCCGUUGAGCGUCGUUCUUGGCCUAAGUUUGGUGAUGCUGUUCAUGAAGAUGUUGGUAGUCGCCUUACUAUGGUUUCCACUGAAGAAAUCGUUCUCGAACGCCCCAAGCCUCUUGGUUCCAAAAAUGAUGAGCCAAAGGCUGACCCAUUGUCUCAAUUCCAAAAAGGUGCUGUUCUCAUGGUAUGCAGGACUUGCGGGAAGAAGGGUGACCAUUGGACUUCAAGGUGUCCAUAUAAGGAUCUCGCAGCACCGUCUGAGGGAUUUGUUGAUAAGCCUGCAGCAACAGAUGCUGCAGCUGCCGCUGCAGGUGGUUCAACCAAGGGUGCAUAUGUACCUCCUGGUUUGAGGGCUGGUGCAGAGAGGACUACAGGGUCAGACAUGAGGCGGAGGAAUGACGAGAAUUCUGUGCGGGUAACCAACCUCUCGGAGGACACAAGGGAGCCUGAUUUGCACGAGCUGUUCCGUCCUUUUGGUUCUGUGAGCAGGGUCUAUGUUGCUAUUGAUCAAAAGACUGGCAUGAGUAGGGGCUUUGGCUUUGUCAACUUUGUCAGUAGGGAAGAUGCUCAGAGAGCUAUUAACAAACUAAAUGGAUAUGGCUACGACAAUCUCAUCCUGAGAGUUGAAUGGGCCACCCCAAGAACAACCUAAAUAUCGGUUGUUGGGUGUUUUUGAGUUUUGCCUCCUUUCUGUAGAAUGUUAUCUUUGGAAGUCUAUUUAUCUGUUUUUGUAAUCGGAGUCCCGGACCAUCCAUUUCCUUUGAGAUGAUUUAAUAUAAUUUAAAAGUGAACUUUGACUCAGGAUCAUUUGGUUAUUUAUAAUCCUUAGUAUGAGGAGUUGUUUACA
This is a messenger RNA of Cicer arietinum (chickpea), 1157 nucleotides long. RefSeq lists its product as uncharacterized. Lineage: Eukaryota; Viridiplantae; Streptophyta; Magnoliopsida; Fabales; Fabaceae. The record is from RefSeq and is a predicted model, not a curated record. Gene Ontology annotation, molecular function: translation initiation factor activity; RNA binding. Gene Ontology annotation, cellular component: eukaryotic translation initiation factor 3 complex; cytoplasm.